AUGAAAGUUGUUGCGAUUGUGUUGUUUGUCGUCAAGUUUGGGAGUUGUGCCAAAAUUUUGGCUCAUUUUAUAAUGCCGUCGAUAAGCCACCAGUUCGUCUAUCAGAAAAUAUGGAAAGAAUUAAGUCUGCGAGGUCACGAGGUUACGGUGAUAACUCCGAACCCUUUAAAAGACGAAAACCCAUUGGCAAACCUCACAGAAAUUGACGUUAGUUUUUCUUACGUGCUCAUGAAGAAAGCCUUAGAAAAAAAUGCGAUUGAUAAUAUCACGCCUGACAUAGGAAGUGUAAUAAAGGAAAUAUUCAUUGAAUUCAUGCCGAGACUGUUCGACCUUCAAAUGAAAGAUCCCGAUGUUUCGCGUAUUUAUAAAAAUGUUAAUGGAGAAAAAUACGACCUGGUGAUUGUAGAACCACUUUAUCCAGUCGUGUACGGUUUAGCUGCAAAAUACGAUUGUCCUUCUGUGGGAGUAAUUUCUCUUAGCGGGUUUAAAAUAGUAGAAAGGUCUGUAGGAAACCCGUCUCAUCCGGCACUCUAUCCGGACGUUUUCUUGGAUUAUAGUAACGCUGAAACGCUUUGGCAAAGAAUGCAUUCGACCUAUUCAGAUAUGAUAACGUACUUCAGGUGA
Agrilus planipennis (emerald ash borer) is the source of this 624-nucleotide messenger RNA. RefSeq lists its product as uncharacterized. Bases 1 to 624 code for a protein of 207 amino acids. Gene Ontology annotation, molecular function: UDP-glycosyltransferase activity. The transcript has a single exon. Lineage: Eukaryota; Metazoa; Arthropoda; Insecta; Coleoptera; Buprestidae. The record is from RefSeq and is a predicted model, not a curated record.